Symbiodinium necroappetens is the source of this 4269-nucleotide messenger RNA. Lineage: Eukaryota; Dinophyceae; Suessiales; Symbiodiniaceae. The record is from the annotation of a GenBank genome assembly.
AUGUCCAGAAUGAGUUCAUCGGAACUAAUGCGGAUGGCUCCAACGCUGCGCCAUUGCCCGCUCACCCCAAAGGGCCUCAACAGGGCGAAGAGCACGCCCUUCAUGAUGGUCGAGGACUCCUCAGACGAUGAGGCAAAGAAGGAGAUCCCCAUGUCCCCGUUCUUGACCACACCAAAUCCGGUCAAGCAGACCAAGGUUCCCUCCCUGGUGGACACGACAGAGGCAGCCGCCAAUGCAAAGCAGUUGGAGGAGGUGCCGGAAAGCCCUCCGCCCACGGUCCCGACACCUGCUGUGAAGCCGGAGGCACUCGGCUCGCCAGCACAUGCACAGGAUUUUCUCGAGUUUGAGCAUUUGUACCACAAAGCAUGGCGUCCCAUGGUUCUUCUUAAGGGAGACCUAUUUCUGGUUUCCAAAACAGGGCCCAGAUAUCGGACAGACGUAACCACGGGAAUCGGCCUCACUUACCGACCAGUUCGCUGGCAUCGCAAGGUGCUCUGGCGGUUGCCUAUGCAGAUACACUACUUGGUCGAUGCGGGAGCGAAAGUAGAGGUUGCCGUGGUGAAAUGGUCAAAGACGCUUGCAUGCCUGUCUCGGAUGCGGAAGCAUGCCGCCGACAUGCAGGGUGCAGAAAGGGGUGUCGUCAACUUUACCAAGGAAAGCGAUCCUAGCUACUUCAGCAUCGUCGAAUCCAACCAUUUCCGUGAGCUGACUCACAUUGCGCUUCGAGUUCGACAAGGUUCAGACGAGGUGGUGAAGAAGCACCUCGCUCACAAGCUCCGUGCUGCUCGAGCGGAGGCUGCGAGCCUCAGCCAGCGCCUUGCCGCCAGCAGCGAGGCGUUGACACAGAGCCAGAAGCAGGUGAACGAGCUGACGGCCCGUGCGGGGGUCGUCGCCAACGAGCGAGCGCACCUGGAAGAGUCCUUGCAGGCUACUCAUCAGCGGGAGCUGGGUGACCUCAAGGAUGAGCACGCCCGGGCUCUGACUGAGCUGCAGCGUUCUUCCAGGGAGGAGCGAACGCGCAUGGAAUCCGAGCAUAAGCAGGCAUUGCGAGCUGCUUUGGAUCGUGCACAGAGUGCCGAGGGCUCCGUGGAGGAACUCAAGCGAACCCGGCAAUCACUGACAGUGACGGGGGAAAGUUGUCGCGAACGUCUGGAGGUGGCUGAGCGAAAGCUGAAGGAGGCCUCGCAAGAGACUAGCGAGCUUCGUUUGCAGCUAAAGCAGCUGGAAGAGCUGAAGUUUCGACACGAGCGAGACCUCAACGGCCUCCAGGUGCAGCUGGCCUCUGUCAAAGAACAACUGGCCGUGCGCGAGCAGCACACGGCAAGCCAGGCAGCUCAGAUCGAAGAGGCUGUCAGGGAGCGCAGGACGCUCGAGGAAAGUCUGGCCACCGUCAAGAAGCAGGCUGCAAUGGCGCACUCUAUGCAGCUGCAGGCGAUCGAGGGCCGUUUGCAGAAGGCUCUUGAGCGUGUUCGAUUAGUCCUGAGCACAGAAAAAACGCCACAGCUGGCGGCGAAUGUGCACCACCAGUACAAUGACAAGUACUUUCUGGUGGAAAGGAGCACUUGCAUAGCCGCCGCGUCGCAGCUGAACUGCCUAGCAGCUCUUGGACUCACAGCAGACCAGCUCCGCGGGCUUCGAGCUUGGAUGCCAGCACAGGUCUCGCUGCGUUUCAGGUCUCAGGAGAAGUGUACCUUUCUUCGCGAAGAGAAGCGCGAGGAGGAGGAUCCAAGAAAGCGCGUAGAGGAAGUCUCCGUGGGCGGCGUCGCGCGGGCCAGCUGGUCCAGCAAGGUCGUGACGACCAUCACGGAGUAUUUCUGGAAGUUCGAGACCAGUUACACGCUGGAAGCUUUUCGCGGCGUUGGAGCAGAAGAUGCCGACAGGCUCCUACUCCUGUCCAGGAACGGGCAGGUGGAGCUGAAGACCAGCGCCAAAUCGCCCCCGCCGCAUCCAGAAGCACGGGUGCCUGCUGUCAAUCAGGAGGUGAACAUUACCUGGCUUCUGCAGCUGUUAUCGCAGGAAGGCACGUCCCCGCUCUUCAAGAUCGACCGGGCUGCUACAGGAUGCAGUACGCCGCGGCGGAACCAAGAUGUAGACAAAGCCUUCGCGCACUUCACAAUGUUCACUCAGUGGGCUAACGGUGUUUCAGACUACCUGCAACACCUCAGUGCCGUCGAUCCCAGGACCGCUCCGCAGCUGCCAUUGGAGGGCGUUUUCGCACCCAUCCUGCCGUUGAUGGUGAGCGGUCAGACCUCCAGUCCAAGACCUGCAGAGCCAGCCGGCACGUUAGCCUCACUGAAUCUGGCCAGUGAUGUUCCAGACAGCCUAGUCCUGUCGGUGUCAGACGGAAAUCGCCUCCUCAACGAGGAGAUGCGAACCAUGAAAGAGCAGCAGGGGAACAUCUGCGAAAGUCUUCCGGGCAAUGAUGGCAUCUACACACACGUGGAGUGUGGGUUGCACUUGAUUCUGCGGCAUUGCGAGAAUGUCGCGAAGCGCUGGAGUGAAAUGGUGGAGUAUGUGGAAGGUAUGCUCCGGAAACAGCUGAUAGACGCUAUUGGCAAGGAGGUUACGCCGGCCCUCUUUGCAGCGUACAUGCGGUUCCACUACCGCAAGCUGUUCCGACAGGCGUUUCAACCUCGCCAGUUCUGCUUCGCUGUGCGGCGGUCAGAGCGACACAGUCCAGAGGGAACUGUAAGCAUCGAAGAGGAUGCCGUGGGGCUGGAUGAGUCCAGCAUUCGGAGCCCGAUCGUGACCAUUGCCAACUGCGCCAGUGCGCCGUGCACCAUGAGCUUUCCACUGAAUGCAUCGACGGAGGUCUCCUUCACUGGCGACGUCUAUCUGCAUGGAUGGCUGUCUCACCGCUUCUCAGGCGCCUCUGGUGCGGCACUGUACCUCACCUCCCGAGCUCGACAAUUCAGCUCCAUGCUGGUACUGGUUGGCCGGGUCGCAUCCGCGACUUCCUUCGACCCCAAGUUUGCAGCCAUCCUCCAGAACAAAGAUGAGCUGACAAUUCCGCUGGAGCUGUCAAUGAUACCUACCCCAAAGGAGUUCAAGGAUGCCAUUGCCUCCCUGUCGCCGCAGCAGCAGGCCUUCGCCAAGGCCUUCCGGUCGAUGCAGUUGGAGAGCACGCUGUUCGGCGUGCUGGUUGUCCAGAUCAAGCCUCAGCUCGAGAAGCUCCUGAAUUUGCCGGACGACAGCCUCACCAAGGAGAUCAAACUCACCCAGGAUCUCAUGGACCUGUUCAUCAAGUACCAGAUUCCCAGCGACCUGUUGUCCUUCAGCGACGAUACAAGUGAUGCGGAGGUGGCACCAGCGCAGCGGUUGGAAAUGGUCAAAGGCCACGUAAAGGCCAUGCACGACAUGAUCCAGCAGGAAAAGGAAGCUGAGCUGUUGGCGGCACGCCAAGAAAUGGAAUAUGGUGCGCCACAACUGCGGAGCCAGAUAACGGCUGACUCGGACUACAGUGACGAAAGCAUGGGCAUGUCGGUUCCACUGUCCGAGUGCGAGGAGUGCGACGAGGACUUUGGUUCAAUGGAUGGCGACUGCGCAAUGCCAAUGCCUGAAGCUCGGUCGGCGCCCGUCGUCCACAAGAGGAUGAAGGUGGAGAGGAAGAUGGAGGAGGUGUGUGAGAAGGAGUCUGUGAGCGUGGACAAGCGCAGCAUGGAGAAGGACCGAGAUCGAGACCGAGAUGGUCGGGACGGCGCGUCAGCUGCAGCCUCCUCAUCUGGCCGUUCGGGCCAACCCGCCCAGCAAGUGCAGUCGUCUCAGGCCUCUGGGCAGCCUGGCGGAUCUGGAGGCGGCUUGCCGUACGUGCGGGAUUACACGAAGGUGCCCAAGCAGAUGGAUGCCCAGUUCGAGACUUUGGCUCCGGACAGUGCUCUGCGCCCGACUAUCAUAAACCCUGGAGUUUGCUGGACAAAGAGAUCGCAGAAAGCCUUGCUGGCACAGCCGGUGACGUCAACUCUCUUUUUCGAUGAUCAGAAAGCAGAGAAGGAUGCGGCCUUUGACUUGCUGGAUGCCAUCACGAAAUCUGGUGCUUUGCCUCUCAGCCAUGCAGCGCUCCACAUUGUGAUAGCUGCGACGCACUGCUUCGACAAGACCGUCACGGAGACAGUAGUGCAAGACAACGUGAACCCCAUCGACAAGGUCGAGCGCUCUACCUUGAUAGUUGCAUCAACCGUGCACCAGCAGCCUGUCGCAGCUCUCAUCGAUGAGGCCUCAGUGGCCCGGGUGAGCACCUCGAGCCCACAGCUCUUCCUGGAAGAUUCGUAA